CUGAUACAUAGAAAUUCAGAUACUGGAUAAUGGGAAUUCCUAACUAUAAACACCCAAAUGGUUGUAUAACGGCGACGCCCCCAUAAUUCUACCGGAGCGAAAUCCAAGCUGUAUAGACUCUGUGUCUCUCGAGAAUUGAUACUGGAGAAAGCUGUAUAGCCAUCUUCUUUCCUCCUCGCUCUUCCCCCACUCUGCUUCUCGCCAAAAUGCGCUCCAAGGACAGGAUCUCCUACUUUUACGACGGGGAUGUGGGUAGUGUUUAUUUUGGGCCGAACCAUCCAAUGAAACCACACCGGCUUUGUAUGACCCACCAUCUUGUCCUCUCCUAUGAGCUUCAUCAGAAGAUGGAAAUUUAUCGGCCUCACAAAGCGUAUCCUGUUGAACUUGCUCAGUUCCAUUCAGCCGAUUAUGUUGACUUUUUACACCGGAUCACACCCAACAGUCAACACUUGUUCUCAAAUGAAUUGGCAAAAUAUAAUCUUGGAGAAGAUUGCCCUGUCUUUGAAAAUUUGUUUGAGUUUUGUCAAAUUUAUGCUGGUGGAACGAUAGAUGCUGCACGCAGAUUGAACAAUCAACUUUGUGACAUUGCUAUCAACUGGGCUGGUGGGUUACACCAUGCCAAGAAGUGCGAGGCAUCUGGCUUUUGUUACAUCAAUGAUUUGGUUUUGGGAAUCUUGGAGCUUCUAAAACAUCAUGCCCGUGUUUUGUAUAUUGAUAUAGACGUGCAUCAUGGCGAUGGUGUAGAAGAAGCCUUUUAUUUCACAGACAGGGUGAUGACUGUUAGUUUUCACAAGUAUGGGGACAUGUUUUUUCCAGGAACUGGUGAUGUUAAGGAAAUAGGAGAAAGGGAAGGGAAGUUUUAUGCCAUAAAUGUCCCGCUCAAGGAUGGAAUAGAUGAUUCCAGCUUCACCAGACUUUUUAAGAGUAUUAUUUCCAAGGUUGUUGAAACAUAUGUACCAGGUGCAAUAGUUCUCCAAUGUGGGGCAGAUUCACUAGCUGGGGACCGCUUAGGCUGCUUCAAUCUCUCCAUUGAUGGGCAUGCUGAAUGUGUUAGGUUUGUGAAGAAGUUUAAUUUGCCUUUACUGGUAACUGGAGGUGGGGGAUAUACGAAAGAGAACGUUGCUCGAUGUUGGGCUGUGGAAACUGGAGUUCUUCUGGAUACAGAACUUCCCAAUGAGAUCCCAGAAAAUGAGUAUAUCAAAUAUUUUGGUCCAGAAUACUCGUUGAGGAUUCCAAAUGGGCACAUAGAGAACUUAAACAGCAAAUCGUACCUUAGCACAAUCAAAAUGCAGGUCUUCGAAAAUCUUCGCAGCAUCCAACAUGCUCCUGGUGUACAAAUGCAAGAGGUUCCACCCGACUUUUAUGUUCCUGAUUUCGAUGAAGACGAGCGAGACCCCGAUGAGCGCAUGGAUCAGCAAGCCCAAGACAAGCACAUUCAGCGCGACGAUGAAUAUUAUGAAGGAGACCAUGAUAAUGAUCAGAAUAUGGACGACGUAUAAGUUGUUGUGACCUGAGCCCUACAUAUUUUUUGCAGGAAGAGUAACUUUGCAAUUUAGAAAGGAAGAUGUAAUUAGACUCCCAAUUAUGUGUAGCGCCCAAGGGAAUUCACGUGAUCUGAUGUAACAAAUAUGACUGCUGUAGAAAAACACUGCAAUUUACCAAAAUUAAGAGAAAUCGAAUAGCAAUUUGAUUAGGUAGGUACA
Molecule: messenger RNA, 1703 nt
Organism: Corylus avellana
Lineage: Eukaryota; Viridiplantae; Streptophyta; Magnoliopsida; Fagales; Betulaceae
Gene: HDA9
Product: histone deacetylase 9
Biological process (GO): epigenetic regulation of gene expression
Cellular component (GO): nucleus
Molecular function (GO): histone deacetylase activity
Source: RefSeq, a predicted model, not a curated record